Molecule: messenger RNA, 576 nt
Organism: Elgaria multicarinata webbii
Lineage: Eukaryota; Metazoa; Chordata; Lepidosauria; Squamata; Anguidae
Gene: RPL26L1
Product: ribosomal protein L26 like 1
Exons: 4
Coding region: 94-531 (145 amino acids)
Biological process (GO): cytoplasmic translation; ribosomal large subunit biogenesis
Cellular component (GO): cytosolic large ribosomal subunit; ribosome
Molecular function (GO): RNA binding; structural constituent of ribosome
Source: RefSeq, a predicted model, not a curated record
GGUUCUCGCGAGAGCUGAGGUCUCACUAGUACCGGCGGAAGUAGAACCAAUCCCUCUUUCCGGGCGGCCAUAGCCAAGCUAGCAGCGGUCAAAAUGAAGUUCAAUCCAUUUGUGACCUCAGACCGCAGCAAGAAUCGCAAACGGCACUUCAAUGCGCCAUCUCACAUUCGCAGGAAGAUCAUGUCUUCUCCCCUCUCCAAGGAGUUGAGGCAGAAAUACAAUGUCCGUUCUAUGCCCAUCCGAAAGGAUGACGAAGUCCAAGUUGUCCGGGGUCAUUACAAAGGGCAGCAAAUCGGCAAGGUAGUCCAGGUGUAUAGAAAGAAGUAUGUCAUCUACAUUGAACGUGUACAGCGUGAGAAAGCCAAUGGUACAACUGUACAUGUGGGCAUUCACCCUAGCAAGGUGGUGAUCACAAGACUAAAGCUGGACAAGGAUCGUAAAAAGAUCUUGGAACGCAAAGCAAAGUCUCGCCAAGUUGGCAAAGAGAAGGGAAAAUACAAGGAAGAAACAAUUGAGAAGAUGCAAGAAUAAAAUGGACUCAUCUCUGAAAAUCAUUAAAAUUCCAAUAAAAUAUAA